AUGGCCGCUCAACCCAACAAGGAGCAAUUCUCGGGUGGACUUGCAAAGAUCUUGGAAGAACAAUGGCAAGUUGACGUACGGCUCAAGGCAGGAGGGGACAGUGACGAGGGCUCAGCUAUCUCUGUCCACAAAGUUAUAUUGGCAUCAAGAUCUGAGGUUUUUAAGAAGAUACUGGAAUCAGACGAGGUAAAGAUCUCGGCUGAGAAGGUGGAGACAGUCACUCUCUCGGAGAUGAAACAAGGAGAGUUAGAGGCUUUUGUUGAGUUUAUAUACAGUGAUGGCUCUUUGCUUUCUGCGAAAAUGAAGCAACACGUUGGGUCACUUUAUCUUGCAGCUGACAAAUACGUGAUUCUGCAUCUACUAGACCUAUGCAGAAGCGAGCUUCUAUCCACUCUGAGUCCAGAGAAUGCUCUUGAUUUCCUUGAGCUCGCCCAAAUCCCUGAUGACAAAAUCCUCAACGAUGCUGCCUUCGGUGUAAUCAAAACGAAUAUAAGUACGAUUGCUAGCUCUGAGAAGUUCAAGGUGUUCGUAAAAGGUAACCCAGAUCUUGCCGUGGAGAUUAUGAAGGCUUCUCUGGCGAGUCCUCCGAUGGAUCAAAGAUACUGUAAGAGAUGUCGUACGACUAGUCUCAGUUGUUUUUACUGUGGCGAUCGCUUAUGA
Molecule: messenger RNA, 660 nt
Organism: Microthlaspi erraticum
Lineage: Eukaryota; Viridiplantae; Streptophyta; Magnoliopsida; Brassicales; Brassicaceae
Source: the annotation of a GenBank genome assembly